Messenger RNA from Myotis myotis, 2959 nucleotides. RefSeq names its product aspartate beta-hydroxylase domain containing 2 (gene ASPHD2). The record is from RefSeq and is a predicted model, not a curated record. The transcript is spliced from 5 exons. Lineage: Eukaryota; Metazoa; Chordata; Mammalia; Chiroptera; Vespertilionidae. Bases 983 to 2014 code for a protein of 343 amino acids.
AGCGCGGCGUCGGCACCGGCGAGGCUCCAGCGCGUCUCCCGCUGGCGUCCCGCGGCGUGGGCCGGGCAGCGGCCGGGCAGCAGCUCCGCGGCGCGGGCAGGGGAUGUCCGCGCGUCCGCGCCCUCGGGCGGCGGAGUCGCCCCGGCCCCAGCGGUCGCCCCCGCCGCCCGCGCUCCCGGCGCAGAAACAUAAAAACCAUGCAUGAAUAUUCAGCACGUGUGCUUUGGACUUACUGAACACAAUAGUCAAGUGGCUCCUUGUUCGGCCUAAGCUGGGAAGAUGCAAAGAGGCAGUUAAUGAUCACCUAAGGUUUCCCUUUCGUUUUUGGCUUUGCAAGUCUGGGGACCAAAAAAAAAAAAACCGCAAAGGAAACAAACAAACCACCACUUGAGAUGUGUGGCCACAAGAGCGUCCAGAAUCUACCUGCAGCUGCUGGAAUGCUCUGUCCUGAGUCAUCUUUCUCUGAGGCCCCACCUUUGGUUUUGCUGGCUCAGCAAGGUGUGGCUGCCACAUGUCACAGCAGUCUCCAGCGCACAUGCUGAAUGCUGACCAUGACAUGAUCGUACAUGCUCGACAUCCGUCAUUCAUCCUCAUUCAGUGAGAAGAGCAUUACCCGUCUUACAGAUGAGGAAACUGAGACUUAGAGAGGGGAAGUGACCUGUCCGGGGCUGGGAGUGCUGCUCGGUCUAGCCCAUCUCCAGGUUUGGACUUAAAAAAAAAAAACGGUUUCAUAGUGACCAACACCACUCGCUAAUGUGACAUAAAGCAGCUCCUGCCACUCUGCCCAGUCCCUUUUGCCUGGAGUGGGGUGGUGGGCACAGGCGGCCUCGCCUGUCAAUGCCACCCUGAGCAGGAUCCGAGGAACAGGGGCAGCCAUGCCUCCCCCUGCCCCCGCUGCCCCGCGCUAACCUGCCAAGUGUGGGUGCCCUUGGGGACUGACUGACUGACCUUGCUUCACACCCACGACAACAACUCCCCCAAGAUGUCGCUCGAGUGGCUGGUGGCCUGGAGCUGGUCGCUGGAUGGCCUCCGGGACUGCAUCGCCACGGGCAUCCAGUCCGUGCGGGACUGGGACACCGCCGCCGUGGCCACCGUGGCCUGCCUGCUGGUCCUGUUCGUGUGGUACUGCUACCACGUGGGCCGGGAGCAGCCCCGGCCCUACGCCUCCGUCAACUCCCUCAUGCAGGGCGCCGACGCCAACGGGCUGCAGAACGGGUACGUGUACUGCCAGUCCCCCGAGUGCGUGCGCUGCACCCACAACGAGGGCCUCAACCAGAAACUCUACCACAACCUGCAGGAGUACGCCAAGCGCUACUCCUGGUCGGGCAUGGGCCGCAUCCACAAGGGCAUCCGCGAGCAGGGCCGCUACCUCAACAGCCGGCCCUCCAUCCAGAAGCCCGAGGUCUUCUUCCUGCCCGACCUCCCCACCACGCCCUACUUCUCCCGGGACGCCCAGAGGCACGACGUGGAGCUGCUGGAGCGGAGCUUCCCCACCAUCCUGGGCGAGUUCGAGGCCCUGUACAAGGGCUUCUCCAACUGCAGCCUCCCGCAGGGCUGGAAAAUGAACAGCACCCCCAGCGGGGAGUGGGUCACCUUCUACUUGGUCAACCAGGGGGUGUGCGUUCCCAGGAACUGCAGGAAGUGCCCACGGACGUACCGCUUGCUCGGCAGCCUUCGGACCUGCAUUGGGAACAAUGUUUUUGGGAACGCGUGCAUCUCCGUGCUGAGCCCCGGGACUGUGAUCACGGAGCACUACGGACCCACCAACAUCCGCAUCCGAUGCCACUUAGGUCUGAAAACUCCAAGUGGCUGUGAGCUGGUGGUGGGGGGCGAGCCGCAGUGUUGGGCCGAAGGCCGCUGCCUUCUCUUUGACGACUCUUUCCUGCACACCGCAUUCCAUGAAGGUGCCGCGGAGGAUGGCCCACGGGUGGUUUUCAUGGUGGAUCUGUGGCAUCCGAAUGUCGCCGCGGCUGAACGGCAGGCCCUGGAUUUCAUCUUUGCUCCAGGCCGAUGAGAACACUCCCUGUGCCAGGUCGGCGAGAGUGGCCUGGGGCAGCCGGGACAGCCUGUGGGCUGCCAGCGCCCACGUGUUACGAUUCCAUGCUCAGAAACCUGCCUCGACAGAAAGCUCUCAUCCGGGAUUUUUAUACCACGUUGGGUCCCUCCUUCCUCCCGUUGUUAGUGGGAAACUCCAGCUUGUUUUUCCUUAGAGGUCUUUUUCCUUCCGUCUGUUUGCUUCUGCGGUUCGUUUCCGCCUAAUGGCGCGGGACUGCGCUCUGCGGCCAGAGGCUCCCAGAGGCUCGGUGCCCCUGUUGUCAGUGUCACGUUGCUACUUGUUUUUUUUCAGUGAUCAGAUGGUUCUUUGUAUGAAUGUAACAACGUAAAACUUCUUGUGGUCACCAUACAAAACAGAAAACCCUGCCACCCAGAGCACUAGAGAACGUGGCCUUUGCUGCUGUCAUGGCCACAAGGGGGACCCCCCACCCCCGUCCCCCAGGCAGGGAGAGGCUGCAGUCCCUGCACCCGGCCAGCUGCAUGGGCAGGGUGGACAUGGGCAGGGGCACGGCCUGGGGAAAUGUCACCAUCCGCUUACCCCACUGCCAACCCUGUCCGUCUGAUGGCGGAGAGCGUGCGGCUGUGGGACCGGAGCGGCGGGGCUCCCACGGCUCAGCCGCAGAACGAGUACUUCACUUACCUCACUGCCUACAGAAGCCCCACUGCCACCCGGGCCUGUGCAGUCCCCGUGUUAGCCGUUGUGAUGCUGAGCUCGGAGACCACCUGGCUGGCCCCUUGGAGCUGUGGCGGCCGAGACUCCACUUGUCCAGCGACAUCUGGGCAGCCUUUCUCUGGCAGAACUGGAACGCCAGGUGUGACCCAAGUAUCUGUUUUGUUCGGAGUUUCGUGGCCUAUGAUUUUCCAUUUACCUGUCUGUACAUAAAGGUUCAAACGCUGGACUCAG